Pan troglodytes (chimpanzee) is the source of this 4536-nucleotide messenger RNA. RefSeq names its product M-phase phosphoprotein 8 (gene MPHOSPH8). The record is from RefSeq and is a predicted model, not a curated record. Bases 392 to 2974 code for a protein of 860 amino acids. Gene Ontology annotation, cellular component: heterochromatin; nucleus. NCBI's taxonomy places the organism in Eukaryota, Metazoa, Chordata, Mammalia, Primates, Hominidae. Gene Ontology annotation, molecular function: chromatin binding. The transcript has 15 exons.
GCCCACUUCCGCUUCCCAUGCGGGGGAUGGCGGCAGAGCCGGUGGGCUGCGGCGGCUCCAGGUACCUGCCCGAGCGUAGCACUGCGCAGUCCGCCCCCCGGUCGCAGGGGCGCUCCUGAGCUUCGCGGGGCCGCCUCUAGGGCUGCCUGCGCGGAGAGCCGACCGCGGCCGACGUCGGUGUUAAGUGGCCGCCCCGGCCGGCUACCCGGAGCCAAGAGCAGGCGGCGCAGCCUGAGCGGGACGUGGCCACGCUGGCGCGGCGGAUCCAAGCCCGCCAUUGGUCGGCUUCCGUUACGCCGCUGAUGUGGAGUAGGGCCGAGCGCGGAACGCGAGGGGCUGCCGGGGUGUUUGUCGCAACGGGUUUUCCUCGGCGGUUUGCGGAGCUGCUAGGAUGGAGCAGGUUGCGGAGGGAGCAAGGGUAACCGCAGUCCCUGUGUCAGCUGCCGACAGCACUGAGGAGUUGGCCGAAGUCGAAGAAGGAGUUGGAGUAGUGGGCGAAGAUAAUGACGCAGCCGCGAGAGGAGCGGAGGCCUUUGGCGACAGUGAGGAGGACGGAGAGGAUGUGUUCGAGGUGGAGAAGAUCCUGGACAUGAAGACCGAGGGGGGUAAAGUUCUUUACAAAGUUCGCUGGAAAGGCUAUACAUCGGAUGAUGAUACCUGGGAGCCCGAGAUUCACCUGGAGGACUGUAAAGAAGUGCUUCUUGAAUUUAGGAAGAAAAUUGCAGAGAACAAAGCCAAAGCAGUCAGGAAGGAUAUUCAGAGACUAUCCUUAAAUAACGACAUAUUUGAGGCGAACUCUGAUAGCGAUCAGCAAAGUGAGACAAAAGAAGAUACUUCCCCAAAGAAGAAAAAGAAAAAAUUAAGGCAGAGAGAAGAGAAAAGCCCAGAUGAUCUGAAAAAGAAAAAAGCAAAGGCCGGGAAGCUAAAAGACAAGUCCAAACCAGACCUGGAGAGCUCCUUGGAAAGUUUAGUUUUUGAUUUAAGGACAAAGAAAAGAAUUUCUGAAGCCAAAGAAGAACUAAAGGAGUCCAAAAAGCCCAAAAAAGAUGAAGUAAAAGAAACAAAGGACUUAAAGAAAGUUAAAAAGGGUGAAAUAAGAGAUAUAAAGAUGAAAACAAGAGAAGAUCCCAAAGAAAAUAGAAAAACAAAAAAAGAAAAAUUUGUCGAAUCCCAGGUGGAAUCUGAAUCAAGUGUACUUAAUGAUUCCCCCUUUCCGGAGGAUGACAGUGAAGGGCUACAUUCCGACAGCAGAGAAGAGAAACAAAACACUAAAAGUGCAAGAGAGAGAGCAGGGCAGGACAUGGGGCUGGAGCAUGGCUUUGAGAAGCCCCUAGACAGUGCCAUGAGUGCUGAGGAGGAUACCGAUGUCAGAGGCAGGAGGAAAAAGAAGACCCCGAGAAAGGCUGAGGACACUAGAGAGAACAGGAAGCUAGAGAACAAGAACGCUUUCUUAGAGAAGAAAACUGUGCCUAAAAAGCAGAGGAAUCAAGACAGAGGCAAAAGUGCUGCAGAGUUAGAGAAGCUGAUGCCUGUAUCUGCCCAAACGCCAAAGGGCUGGAGGUUGAGCGGGGAAGAGAGAGGCCUCUGGUCCACGGACUCAGCCGAGGAGGACAAAGAAACCAAAAGAAAUGAAUCCAAAGAAAAAUAUCAGAAAAGGCAUGAUUCUGACAAGGAAGAAAAAGGCAGAAAAGAGCCAAAAGGAUUAAAGACACUUAAGGAAAUCAGAAAUGCAUUUGAUUUAUUUAAAUUAACUCCAGAAGAAAAAAAUGAUGUUUCUGAGAAUAAUCGGAAAAGGGAAGAAAUACCGCUGGAUUUUAAAACCAUAGACGAUCACAAAACCAAGGAAAACAAACAGUCACUUAAAGAAAGGAGAAACACCAGAGACGAAACGGAUACUUGGGCAUACAUUGCUGCAGAAGGUGAUCAGGAGGUUUUAGACAGCGUGUGCCAAGCAGAUGAGAAUUCGGAUGGCAGGCAGCAGAUUCUGAGUUUGGGCAUGGACCUGCAGUUGGAAUGGAUGAAGUUAGAAGAUUUCCAAAAGCACCUUGAUGGGAAAGAUGAGAAUUUUGCUGCAACAGAUGCAAUUCCAAGUAAUGUGUUAAGGGAUGCUGUGAAAAAUGGGGAUUAUAUUACUGUAAAAGUUGCACUUAAUUCAAAUGAAGAAUAUAACCUGGACCAAGAGGAUUCCAGCGGAAUGACACUGGUGAUGCUUGCCGCCGCCGGAGGGCAGGAUGACCUCCUGCGACUCCUCAUCACAAAAGGCGCGAAAGUGAACGGUCGGCAGAAGAACGGGACCACUGCCCUCAUUCAUGCUGCGGAGAAGAACUUUUUAACAACAGUGGCUAUUCUUUUGGAAGCAGGAGCUUUUGUAAAUGUCCAGCAAAGCAAUGGUGAGACUGCACUGAUGAAGGCCUGUAAAAGAGGAAAUUCAGACAUCGUACGACUCGUAAUUGAAUGUGGAGCUGACUGCAAUAUUUUGUCAAAGCACCAGAAUAGUGCCCUGCACUUUGCGAAGCAGUCUAACAAUGUGCUUGUGUACGACUUGCUGAAGAACCAUUUAGAGACACUUUCAAGAGUAGCAGAAGAGACAAUAAAGGAUUACUUUGAAGCUCGCCUUGCUCUGCUAGAACCAGUUUUUCCAAUCGCAUGUCAUCGACUCUGUGAGGGUCCAGAUUUUUCAACAGAUUUCAAUUACAAACCCCCACAGAACAUACCAGAAGGCUCUGGCAUCCUGCUGUUUAUCUUCCAUGCAAACUUUUUGGGUAAAGAAGUUAUUGCUCGGCUCUGUGGACCGUGUAGUGUACAAGCUGUAGUUCUGAAUGAUAAAUUUCAGCUUCCUGUUUUUCUGGACAGUCAUUUUGUUUACUCAUUCAGCCCUGUUGCAGGUCCCAAUAAACUCUUCAUAAGGUUGACAGAAGCACCCUCUGCCAAGGUUAAGUUGCUAAUAGGUGCAUACAGAGUGCAGCUGCAGUGACCAAACAGAAGGGACUGGGCGGAGUUCUCUUCAGACCGAUUCCUAUACUCUCUUUGACAGCAGUUUGGAAUUCUUCUAGCACAUCUAUGUAAAGUUUUGUCUGUAAACCUCUUGCAGUUAAGCCUGUUGUCUGUUGUAGUCUGUAAGAUGCGACAUAGCUGUGUCUGUGCCAGUAUGCCGGAAUCUCAGUGCAGUGUCCAGACUGCGUAUUUCAGUUUUUCCACAAUGUGGAUAGUACAUAUGAGGAUUAUUUAAGAAAAUUAAAGACUUCACUUUCUUUUUUCUGGAGACGGAGUUUCGCUCUUGUUGCCCAGGCUGGAGUGCAAUGGUGCGAUCUCGGCUCACUGCAAGCUCUGCCUCCUGGGUUCAAGUGAUUCUCCUGCCUCAGCCUCCUCAGUAGCUGGGAUUACAGGCACCCGCCACGGCACCCAGCUAAUUUUGUAUUUUUAGUAGAGAUGGGGUUUAUCCAUGUUGGUCAGGCUGGUCUUGAACUCCUGACCUCAGGUGAUUCGCCCGCCUCGGCCUCCCAAAGUGCUUGGAUUACAGGCAUGAGCCACUGCACCCAGCAAGAGUUAUUUUCUUAACUUGAAAUUUUCUACUAGCCCUGGUGAACUUCUGUGCUUAAAAAAAAAAAAAAAAAGGAAAAAUUCAGCUCUAAAACAUUUGCUUACAGCAAGGGAGCCAUGUUAUAUUCAAGUUACCCAAGCACCAAAUAAAGUGUGGGUUUGCUGCCCUUCAAAGGGUUGGGAGGCCUGAUCUUUUUCUAGUAGACAGUUGCCACACAUUCCCCAAGCACAAAAGGUGGAGAUGGCAGUCACUUUGUAAAUGUGCUGUAGUCACUUAUCAUCUUUUCAAAGGGUAACAAGAGAAUCUAAGAUGUAGUAAGAAUGUAAACCAGUACACUAUGAGACCUAAAAGAGAGUAUUAAAUGUGAACUUUUAGCAGAGCGUGGUGGCUCACACCUAUAAUCCCAGCGCUUUGGAGGCUGAGGUUGGAGGAUUGCUUAAGUCCAGGAGUUCAAGACCAGCCUGGGUAACAUGGGGUGGAACAAGCCUGUAGUCCCAGAUACUCAGGAGGCUGAGGUGAAAGGAUUGCUUGAGCCAGGGAGGUCAAGGCUGCAGUGAGCCGUGAAAGGCCACUGCACUCCAGCCUGGGUGACAGAAUGAGACCUUGUCUCCAAAAAAAAAAAAAAGUUUCUUGGAAUCUAUAUGGUUGUUUUUUUUUUUUUUUGAAAAGCCAGACCUUGUGCCCUUGUUUUGAACACCGACUGGGAAGAUGGGGCUUAGGUAACAGCCAAGCCUGGCUGUCAGCUGUGUGGGAGCCACCACCCUCUCUGGGAAGAGUUCCUGCUUCUGUAUGGCAAGCAUAAAUCAAGCUCAGUCUGGGUUAUGGAGAAGUUGAAAAUUGUUUUGUUCCUCAUUAGUUUAUAAUUGUAUGAAAUACGAUUUUAAUGAAAACUUUUCAGAAUUCACGUUUGUGUAGAUAUUUCAGAGAACCAUUUUUACUUUACAUCCUAAAACUGCCUUUUCCUAUGGUUUUGUCAAUAAAACACUAUGAUGUUG